Acanthamoeba castellanii str. Neff is the source of this 2457-nucleotide messenger RNA. Its product is annotated as PH domain containing protein. The coding region runs from base 1 to 2457 and encodes 818 amino acids. NCBI's taxonomy places the organism in Eukaryota, Discosea, Longamoebia, Acanthamoebidae. The record is from RefSeq and is a predicted model, not a curated record. The transcript has 17 exons.
AUGGUCGACGUUCCCGCCACGGGCACGAUCACGGUUCGCAUGCUGUUGACUGACCCGUGGGUGGAAAGCGAAGCCUCGGGCGACGCCAGCGCGAAGAAGUCCAAGCUGCUGCGAAAGCUCGACCGCAAGGAGGAGAAGGAGAAGCUCCGCGAGGAGAAGGAGAAGCUCAGAGAAGAGAAGGAGCAGAAGGUCAGGGAGGAGCGGCAGCGCUCCAAGACCGCCUCGCUCGGCUCCAUGCCUCCGCCCAAUACCUCCACACUGAACGGCAACAACAUCGAUCUGUCGCCCUACCUCAAAAUGAAUGAGGAGCCGAUCAAAGAGGGAAUGCUCGAGAUCAAAUCGCUGGGCAUCUGGCACAAGCGGUGGUUCGUCCUGUACGAGAACGGCAUACUGGCAUACCACAAGCCACACAAGAAGGACGAGCCUCUCGGCGAUUGCUACGGGUUGGUGGUGCUGUCCAAGUGUCGCACGGUUCUGUCGCAGAAGAACCGGAAACACGAGGAGCGCAUCGAGAUCGAGCACACGGAGAAGAAGCCCAUCUUCAGCACGCACUCGCUGACGGGCAAGAAGCUGACGUCGGCCCUGGCGCACCACCGCGGCAAGGCCCACGACUGCACGCUCCGAGUCACCAGCAGCGAGGACACCCAACGCUGGGUUCUAGCCCUGCGCUUCGCCUCCAAGGAGUCGGAUGCGGACCCGCUGGAGGGACUCGGGGCCAUCAACGAGGAGGGCACGUCCACCGCCGAGUCCUCGGAUGUGAUGACCGCCGUCGCCUGCGCGUCAGAUGACAGCAGCAACAGCGACGACGAUGACAACAACAACAACGAAAGCGAUGACAACAGCUCCAAGGCCAAGGAGACCGCGCGGCACGCCGAGCACGUGGGCGACCACCACUCGCCCCAUAAGAAGGACGAGGCCAGCAGCAGCGUGACCACCUCGACCACGGCGUCGACCACUCCUGCCCCUGCCCCCACCCCCACCUCCGCCCCUGCCAAGGAGCGGGUCUCCUUCGCAGCGCUGGCCUCCGCCCCUAUGCCUGGCCCAGCGCGAGGUCGUGGGCAUAGCGGCCCGCUGCUGCACCAGCGCCACAUGUCCGAUGAGGGCAAAGCCAAGGAGGCUCAGGCGGACGUCUCCUCCGCGCCCGCCAAGGAGGCCAACGCGUUCGUGGCCUCCGGCGGACGAUAUGUGGAAGAGGGAACCCUCAAAAUCCAAACCAAGACGGGCUGGGCGAAGUACGCCUUCAGACUGUACACCAACGGCCACCUCGCCUACUUCCACCCUGAUUUCGAGGAGCCGCUGGGUUUGAUCGCCCUGCGCAACUGCCAGUUGGUGCAGACCAGCCUGGCCAAGCUGCGCCAGGCCAUCGGCGGCGGAGACAAGUCCUACCUCGAGUUCCAAAUCGUGAACCCCUCCGCCGAGCCCCUGUUCGUCGGUGCCCAGCCCGCGCUCGGGCUACCCACCGUUCGCGGCAAGGCGGGGCUGAGCCCGGAGCUUGCGGCGCAAGCGGCCUACGAGGACAUUCCGGCCCUCGACCGCUGCCGCCUGCGAGCAAAGAACCACCGGCUCCUCACCCGGUGGACGACCGCCAUCCGCGACGAGAUCACGCUCCAGCUGGCCAGGGAGGAGUUGGUGGGGCUGGACGCGUUCGGCGGGAAGGAGGAGAAGAUCGACGAUGACUUCCUCGGCUACGCCAAUCUGAUGUCGCGCCCGACGAUCCGCCUGGACGUGCAGGUCCACAUCGGGCGCGCGCUGCGCCUCGACUGGCUGCCCCACUUCCAGCAGGUCAUCUCCGCGGCCAUCGAGAAGGGCAUCAAGAAGAAGCUGGUCUACCCGGCACGAAUGGAAUGCUUCAUUCCGUACCCCGGGCGCAAGCUCGACGUCGACCUGGUCGCGCCGCCGGCUCCGCAGCCCGUCAUCGUCGCCCCGGGCGCGGGCGCGCCAGCGCCGACGAAGAAGAACAAAAAGAUAUGGGACAUCUACACCUAUCUCGACUCCAAGAAGAACCAGAAGAAGAUCAAAGUCGUGGCGCAGUUCAUCGACGAGAUCCUCAACAAAGCCGACUACUCUCGCAUCAAGGCACUGUUCAGCCCGGAUUGUGUGCUGUCGGGCGGUGCGGGCGGUGGCGGAGGCAAGGGCAGCUUCCAGCGCGGCGCCGGGCACGAGGGCGUCCAGGACCUCGUCUCCCUCAUCCACAAGACCUACCCAGGCAUCGCGUUUUAUAUUGAGUGUGUGCUGGUGGACGAGAAGACGGUGCUGUGUCAGUUCAAGGCGCGGAGCGCGGCCAACAGUGAGACCGUCAUUCUGCAGGGCUUCUUCAUCAGCCGCGUGGAGAAGAGGCGCAUCACGGAACAGCAGCACUACUGGUCACUGACGGCGAUCGAGCGACACCACCAACGAACGGCCGCUGAUCACUCCUCCUCCCCCGCCAAGCCACCACCCACCACUUCCUACUGUUAA